AUGGCUCGGCUAUUCUCCAUGAAAGACCUAGGUCCUUUAAGUUAUUUUUUGGGUAUGGAAGUUCAUCGUUCUGCGAAUGGUAUGCAUAUGGCUCAAGCUAAAUAUGUCAUGGACUUACUUACACGCACCAACAUGUUGGAUUGCAAACCUGUCUCCACUCAUGCCAUUAAUGGUCAUCGUCUCAGCUUGUAUGAUGGUGAACCAUUUUCCGAUGUGACUGAAUUUCGUAGUGUGGUUGGUGUUCUUCAGUAUCUCACCUUUACCCGACCAGAUAUCGCCUUUGCCGUCAAUCAGGUAUGUCAGUACAUGCAUCGUCCUACUACUACCCAUUGGAUCGCGGUUAAACAUAUCUUACGAUAUCUGAAAACUACUCCUGACCAUGGUUUAGUGUACAAGCCAAGUUCUUUUAAUCUUGUGGCUUAUGCUGAUGCUGACUAUGCUGGUGAUCCUGAUGACCGUAAGUCUACUGGGGGUUACUGUAUUUUUUUGGGCAACAAUCUUAUUUCAUGGAGUUCAAAUAAGCAACGCGGGGUUUCUCGUUCGAGCACUGAAUCUGACUAUAGGCAACUUGCUUAUACUGCCGCCACCAUUUCCUGGUUUCGCAAGUUGUUUAAUGAUCUUCGUGUUCCAUUAUCACCUCCUAAAAUUUGGUGUGACAAUAUUUCAGCGAUCUCUUUGGCAUUUAAUCAUGUUUUCCAUACUCGCCCUCGUCAUGUGGAGGUGGGCUAUCACUACAUCCGUGAAAAGGAUGAAUAUACAGAAGGAACGUUCACCAAGCAAAAUCAUACUCAACCUUUAGUUUUCUAUCUCACACAAGUGGUCUUCCAAUUUCGCCAUUUGCAAAGCAAGCUCCAUAUAAGGCCAGACUAUGUGCAAGAUUUAGAAGGUGUCCACUGUGCAUCGGAACCCAGCAUUGAUGUCCAUGGAGCAACAGAUGUUUUUACAGUCGUUGGGUCUGGUUGA
This is a messenger RNA of Pyrus x bretschneideri (Chinese white pear), 963 nucleotides long. RefSeq lists its product as uncharacterized. The record is from RefSeq and is a predicted model, not a curated record. The coding region runs from base 1 to 963 and encodes 320 amino acids. The transcript is spliced from 2 exons. Lineage: Eukaryota; Viridiplantae; Streptophyta; Magnoliopsida; Rosales; Rosaceae.